AUGGCGGCGCUGACGGGAGUGUCGUUCGUCCUGUCCAGAAUGGCAGCCUGUGGAGGCACCUGCAAGAACAAAGUGACUGUCUCCAAGCCUGUGUGGGACUUCCUGAGCAAGGAGACCCCAGCCCGGCUGGCCCGGCUUCGGGAGGAGCACCGUGUGUCCAUCCUCAUAGAUGGCGAGACUUCUGACAUCUAUGUUCUCCAGCUUUCCCCACAGGGCCCGCCCCCAGCCCCUCCCAAUGGGCUCUACCUGGCCCGGAAGGCUCUCAAGGGGCUGCUAAAAGAGGCUGAGAAAGAGCUGAAGAAAGCUCAGAGGCAGGGGGAGCUUAUGGGCUGCCUGGCUUUGGGGGGUGGGGGGGAACACCCCGAGUUGCACCGCCCAGGCCCACCCCCUCUCCGAGCAGCCCCGCUCCUGCCCCCAGGGGAGGCAGAAGAGCAGGAGAGCACCUGCCCCAUCUGUCUGGGGGAGAUCCAGAAUGCCAAGACCUUGGAGAAGUGCCGGCACUCAUUCUGCGAGGGCUGCAUCACCCGGGCCCUGCAGGUGAAGAAGGCCUGCCCCAUGUGCGGCCGCUUCUAUGGGCAGCUGGUGGGUAACCAGCCCCAGAAUGGGCGGAUGCUGGUCUCUAAGGACGCCACACUCCUGCUGCCCAGCUAUGAGAAGUACGGCACCAUCGUCAUCCAGUACGUCUUCCCGCCCGGUGUCCAGGGGGCUGAACACCCAAACCCAGGAGUUCGGUAUCCUGGCACCACACGGGUGGCCUACCUCCCGGACUGCCCCGAGGGCAACAAGGUGCUGACCCUGUUCCGCAAGGCGUUUGACCAGCGUCUCACCUUCACUAUCGGCACGUCCAUGACCACAGGGAGACCGAACGUCAUCACCUGGAACGAUAUCCACCACAAGACCAGCUGCACAGGGGGACCCCAGCUGUUUGGGUACCCGGACCCCACCUACCUGACCCGGGUGCAAGAGGAGCUGAGAGCCAAGGGUAUCACAGAUGACUGA
This is a messenger RNA of Equus quagga, 999 nucleotides long. RefSeq names its product deltex E3 ubiquitin ligase 3 (gene DTX3). The record is from RefSeq and is a predicted model, not a curated record. Gene Ontology annotation, biological process: Notch signaling pathway; protein ubiquitination. The coding region runs from base 1 to 999 and encodes 332 amino acids. Lineage: Eukaryota; Metazoa; Chordata; Mammalia; Perissodactyla; Equidae. The transcript has 5 exons.